Paramecium primaurelia is the source of this 803-nucleotide messenger RNA. Lineage: Eukaryota; Ciliophora; Oligohymenophorea; Peniculida; Parameciidae. The record is from the annotation of a GenBank genome assembly.
AUGUUAUAAUUUAAUAGUAUUUAGUUGCUGCUAUUAGUUUUAGCAGUUACUACAUAUAGUAAUGAAGUUUUUGAAACUAAUACGAUGAUACCUAUUAGUGUCAUAGCCUAAAUUAGAAAUACAGAAUUUAAGGAUCAAACAUUUUAAAAUUAAUUGUUAGAUAAUCAAAAUGAAGUUAGUGAUGAUAAGUAUUAAUGAAUACUAUUCAGUCUAGAAACGAAGUCAAUAAUUUAUUUUUGAUUGAACCAUCUAAAAAAUCAUUAAAAGUUUUUUCAUAGAAGUCAUUAUUAGUAGAAAAUUAACCAGAAGAAGUUCAAAAAGAAUCAUCUCAAUAAAAUGAAUAAAUAUUAUCAUAGGAAUAGAAAGAUCAAUAAAACAAGAUUUCAAUAAAAGUUAAUAAGAAAUUAAUGAAGGAUACAGAAAUUUCAUAAGAAAAUAAUAUAGAAGAGUAGCAUAUUUUAGAAAAAGAAGAACUUUAACCAAUUUAAAAUGAUAAGAUACCCAUAAAAAUAUCAUAAGAAAAAUAAGAGAUUGAAAAUAAUGAUGAGAAUGAAAUAACCAUUUAAGAUAUUAAAAUAGAAUCUAUUCAUAAAGAGCCUAUAUCUAAAAUAGAAGAGAAUAAAUCACAAAAUGAGGAUGUUAUCAUUAUUAAAAUAGAUGAAGAAAUUAAAGCGACUCCACGAAUUUUUGGAAUAUUAGAUAAUGAUUCAAUUAAAUAAGAAANCCUAUUGAAACUAGGAUUAACAGAAAUUUAAGGAUCUCUUAUUUAUAUGAUAAAUUUCAAUCACAAAAGGAUUACCUGA